UUUGUUUUUUCUUCAGCAACCUGGUGUUGUGUCCUUGAGUCAUGGAUGAAGAAAUGGGGGUCCUCAAUGAGGGGGAGAGCAGAGGGAUGGCAAGACCAGACACCUUGGAGAGUGACAACCCUGGCAAGUCCCCUGCUUUGAAUGUCCGCAGAUUGCGCAGCCUGGCCAUAGCUAGCAUCAUCUGUGGCUGUUCGUGCAUUGGGGUCGUGGCUCUGAUCUAUGCAGUCAAGGCUAAUGAGAAGCAAAAGACCCAUUGCCAGAAUGCAGCGCUUCACUGGGCUCGGAAAUCUCAGUUUAUGUCUUGCCUGAGUAUCAUUGUCUGGGUUUCCCUUCUUAUUCUGACCCCCAUGUUACUAGUCCUCAUGUCUUACCUCAUAGCGAAAGCAGAAUGAUGAGCCACAUCAUUUGGUGAUUUUGGGCUUCCAGAAUCCAUGUUGACUAUUGUGGUUUCUUUGGUUGGAUUAAGCCAAGCAAGCACUGAAGUAUUUCUUGUGGUGGCACUUUUUUCAUUGAUUUGGCUCCAUGGGCGGGAAAAAUGGCGGACCCCUUUUUUUUUCUCCUGCAGUCAAGCAGAGGUGGGUUCCA
Molecule: messenger RNA, 585 nt
Organism: Thamnophis elegans (Western terrestrial garter snake)
Lineage: Eukaryota; Metazoa; Chordata; Lepidosauria; Squamata; Natricidae
Gene: TMEM265
Product: transmembrane protein 265
Exons: 2
Coding region: 42-392 (116 amino acids)
Cellular component (GO): membrane
Source: RefSeq, a predicted model, not a curated record